AUGUCUAAGGAAGAAAUUAUAAUUGAAAAUUGGGAUCCAAAGCCUAUAAAAAGUAUUCGUUUUGCUGGGCAGAGAUUACAUGGAAAAUGGCAUGAGAUGAUGAAUCCUCUCACGCUAAGGCAACAAACCAUUGGUCGUGAGAACCGAAAUCAAACUAGAUCAACAUUGGUGCUCGUUUAA
Messenger RNA from Schizosaccharomyces cryophilus OY26, 180 nucleotides. RefSeq lists its product as uncharacterized. The transcript has 2 exons. The record is from RefSeq and is a predicted model, not a curated record. Bases 1 to 180 code for a protein of 59 amino acids. Lineage: Eukaryota; Fungi; Ascomycota; Schizosaccharomycetes; Schizosaccharomycetales; Schizosaccharomycetaceae.